CAUUGUGAAUAAAUUUAAAGUGUAUAUAAAAUAAGGAACAUGAAUAGUUCGUCGAAAAGUGAUCUUGCCAUGUCUGUCUCAAGCUCAAACCUGUCUUAUGACUCCGUAGAUAAGAUUGUAAGGAAAUAUUGUCAAUCCCGAAACACUAGCCUAAAUUAUAACCAAAAUCACGAAAUAAAGCGAAACAAAGUCUCACUCUAUAAUUCUCUAUCAAAUAUUAAUAAAAUAGAAAUCUCUCCGUAUUAUGUUGGUUAUUCUGAAAAUAAAAAGCACGAAAUUGAAACAAAUUUACAAUAUUUAAUCCAAAAGUGUUGCAAUACCCGUGGCUACACCAUUGAAAGAAAUAGUGAAAUUAAUUUAAAUAUGCCUUGUCAACAAACUCAAACGCAAGUAAAUAGAUCAAAUUUCGAUAGUUUAUCACGUUCAGAUAAAGCAACAUACUGCCGACCAGUUUUAAAUUUAUACAACCAAGAGUUUAUUUACAAAACGAUCGAAAGAAAUGUAAAAUUACAACGGUUACUUCAGAAAAUUUUAGUGACAUAUCAAAGAAAGAAACGAAAUGUGGCCUGGAAUAAUUUUAUUUCCGAAUUGAGGAAUAAACAUCAGGAAACAAAACAUUGUAUGAAAGAUUGUCUUCCAAAUGAUACGAGAUUGCUACAGGAAGUUAUAAAUGAUGAAGAUGAUUAUUAUAAUAUUAUUAAUACAAAAUUUUCAUGGACACAGUCCAACUUAUGCAAAAAUUUAAUGGAUGACAUUUAUGGCGAAAAUUCUUGCCAACAUUAUUUCAACAAUACAAAUAAAAUGAAUAGAGGUCGAAAUAAUAAUACAUUACAGCAGUUUACAUACAAAAGUGAUUCAUUAUGUUACCCAACAUCAUCUCAAGGUAGAAUGAUGAUAUUGCAAAGAGAACUUGCUAAAAAGAAAAGUACACGUAAAACUAGUUACAAACCAAAUAAAGAUAAAUAUAAUAAAGUUAGCAACCAAAAUAUGGCCAUGCUUUUGAAUUCAAGACCGUGCAGCUGUCAUAACAACUUCAAGAAUGCACAGACAAGCUUUUGUGAAGAUGAAAUCAUAAAAAAUAAUAUUAUUAAAAAAGAUUGUUGUACUGAAAUAGAGCAAAGUACAAAAGACAAAUUAAAUACAUUAUCAGAUAAUAUCAAAAUAUUAAAGGAAAAAGUUCUGCAAUCAGAAAAUGAUGUAAACGAAAUAUCACUUCAGAAUAUUGAGGCUAAACUAGAAACACUUAUUAAUUCAAUAAAUAUAUUAUUGGAUGGAAUUCAUUCAAAAAAGAAAAAACCUAUGAUGUGCCUAUGCAAUUCAAAAAGAGUUUCGAAUUUAGAUUUCAGUACUCAAUGUGAAGCGGUUUCUUUGGAAAUAAAUAACCCUGGUAACCGUUUUAGAACUCAAAACGUUCAGAAAACAUUGUAUUCUACAGAUAAAUAUAAUUUUGAGUGUGAGAAUCCUGAUGUAUCUAGAUUAAAAGAAAUAUUUUCAAGGGAACUAAAGAGCGAGGAUUUGAAUGAUAACAAAAUAUCAGAACAAAAUCAUUUUGAAAUACCGACCCGCGAAUGUUGUUCUGCAAUAACUACAUCAUCUAAAGCAAAUCUGGAUUUAAGAAACCCAAUAAAUGUAAAGAAAAAUUUGCACGACAAUAACAAUGUAACGAAAGAACGUAUGACGAUUGCAAUAAACACUGAUCCUCUCAGCUUUCUAUCACUGAUCCGAGUAUCUACAGAGACAAUGAAGCAUUUCCUAUCACAUAUUCCGAGUUUUGAUUAUUGUUAUUAUAUUUCUAUGUUAACGUUGCCGAACCAUACAAAAAGUAUUAAAUAUAGUUACGUCUGCAAUAUAUGCGGUGCCAAUUUCGACAAACCCUCUGAGCUGAGUGAUCAUAUCGCUCAGCAUGACUUGGUGAAAUCAAAAGACUGCUGUGUAUGCCGCCACGUGCUAGACGUGGCUAGCAAGCAGUCUGGUCUGUUCCGCUGUCGAUACUGUGGCCAGUGCUUCGCGAGAGCCUACUGCUGCGAGCUGCAUCAGAAGAGCUGUGCUGUUCGCUCUGGCAGGAGACACGACGUUAAUUCCGAAUUGCUGAUCUUAAAAUGAUUGCACUUGUCUUGUCUACUUAUUAACUUGUUUUGUUUAGCUAUAAAUGCAGAAAAAAUGUAUUGUUUGUGUUAUUUUAAACUAAAUUUUUACCAGGUGAGGUCCGUGACGAAUGUUAUAAAAAACUAAUGUAUGUUAUGUUACCUCUUAAAAAUAAUUUUCUACGAAAACUUCAUAAUAAAUCUGUGUAUAAUCUCUCCUUU
Molecule: messenger RNA, 2306 nt
Organism: Leptidea sinapis
Lineage: Eukaryota; Metazoa; Arthropoda; Insecta; Lepidoptera; Pieridae
Exons: 2
Coding region: 40-2103 (687 amino acids)
Source: RefSeq, a predicted model, not a curated record